ACAGAAUUAACAAGCGUUCGAAACUGCUCAAGCAGACGCUCAAGCAGAGCUUGUUGACCGUAUUCCUGUACCACACGAUGGAGAAAUUAGUACUGAAGAUAUUGCAGUUCUUCAUGAUAUCUUGGAAACUGUGCGUCACCAGCAGCGAAGCACUCCCCCCAAGUUCUCUAUGUUCCCAAAUCCCAGUCUUAAAUGGAGAUUUAUCAAAAUUGAUCCAGAGAACAUCCUUCACUUUUUUGGGCAUGAACGUCUCACAAGACUUAGAAGUGAGAGCAAGCUCGACUACUUCGCAAGAUGCUUUUUCCGCAUUUUUGACUUUUCCGCUUUGCUAAGAAUCAAUGACCCUCAAAAUCUGCAGGCUCUUCCCUCGAUCAAAGGCAGGAUGUUUCUGAACAGCACUUACACUGAUGGCUACACCUGUAGGGUUUCUUUCGCCCGAAGAAGACUAGUUUCUACGCCAACGGAACAACUUGAGUUAGCAGAUUUCAAAGGUUAUGAGAUUGAUCAAUUUUUCCGUCCUGUUACCGUCGACCCCGGCCGUAGAGAUGUUUAUGUCUCAUACCACGGUGGUCAACACAUCCGCAAACUCUCUACAAAAGAAUAUUAUCUCAAUCUGGCUCUCCUGGAAGGUCUAAAUUGGAGGAUCAGCGCAAGCAAAGAGUCAGAGUUAAAGAGCUCGAAACAAACAUACCGACUACGAAAACUGCUGAUGAUAUGGCUUAUCGCAAUUAUGUUGGGUAUAUGUGCCAACAUAUGGAUCAGUUCUAUAACUUCUACGAUUAUAGGACGGCGGAAAUUAAAUGGAAAACUUUCGUGGCUCUCAGGUCGCAAAAGAUACUGCUGUGAACAUCUUGCUGAACGGCUCGAAGAAGUACAAUAAAAGAAAGAGAAAUAAAACGAGCCAUAACAGAAGGAUGCGGGAAAACAUGAACAAUAGGAGAAACCCUGGAAUAGUUUACAGGCCUAUGGUUCCAAGAAAAGCAGGGCUAUUUAUGUCUGUUGAAUAUAGAUGAAUUCAAAACUUCAAAAGUUUGUAAUUCAUGUAGACAGGAGACUUUGGAAAACUUAACUGCCGCCAACGGACA
This is a messenger RNA of Mycotypha africana, 1085 nucleotides long. RefSeq lists its product as uncharacterized. The transcript has 3 exons. The record is from RefSeq and is a predicted model, not a curated record. NCBI's taxonomy places the organism in Eukaryota, Fungi, Mucoromycota, Mucoromycetes, Mucorales, Mycotyphaceae. Bases 170 to 880 code for a protein of 236 amino acids.